Messenger RNA from Solea senegalensis (Senegalese sole), 1857 nucleotides. RefSeq names its product STKc_p38 domain-containing protein. The transcript has 12 exons. Bases 273 to 1367 code for a protein of 364 amino acids. Gene Ontology annotation, cellular component: nucleus; cytoplasm. Gene Ontology annotation, biological process: intracellular signal transduction; protein phosphorylation. Lineage: Eukaryota; Metazoa; Chordata; Actinopteri; Pleuronectiformes; Soleidae. The record is from RefSeq and is a predicted model, not a curated record. Gene Ontology annotation, molecular function: MAP kinase activity; ATP binding.
UGACUGAUUGGUCUGGACCCUUUGGGUAGUAUUUACGUAAAGUAGAGAAUAUGGGCGCACUUCACUUUUAGGCAAUAAUAUCAUUUCAGCAGGGAAAAACAAGUGACUGUUGCUGGCUGAGUUAAGGAUCGCAGGCUGUGAAGAAACAAGUGCGUUUCCUGACGCUGCUGCUGUUACCUUUGCUACCACAUCUCCCUCCAGUCAGGUUGAAACUCCAAACGCUUUAAUAAAAAAACGGUUUGCGAUUCAAUUGGAAAUCGGUAGAAAUCGCCAUGGAGUGUCCUGUGAAGGCUUCCCCUGUCAGACCCGGGUAUCAUAGAUCGGAGAUCCAGAAAAUGACGUGGGACGUCCCGGAGAGGUACAUGACGCUUCGGUCCAUCGGCUCCGGAGCUUACGGGAGUGUUUGCUCUGCCACUGACCAGAAGACCAAGGAGAAGGUGGCAAUCAAGAAGCUUUAUCGGCCUUUCCAGUCAGUCAUCCAUGCCAAGCGUGCCUACAGGGAGCUCAGGCUGCUUCGCCACAUCCAGCAUGAAAAUGUGAUCUGCCUCCUUGACGUCUUCACACCGGAUUCCACUCUGGAAAAUUUCCAAACCUUUUAUUUAGUAAUGCCAUUUGUAGCCCAGGACCUGGGCCACAUUAUGAAGAGGAAGAGAUUAAGUGAUCGCAUUAUCACGUACCUUUUCUACCAGCUUCUAAAAGGACUCAAGUACAUCCAUUCUGCAGGAAUCAUUCAUCGGGAUUUGAAGCCUGGUAACCUUGCAGUGAGUGAGAACUGUGAAUUAAAGAUCCUGGAUUUUGGCUUGGCAAGACAUACAGAGAGUGAAAUGACUGGUUAUGUGGUGACACGUUGGUACAGAGCACCAGAGAUCAUUUUCAACUGGAUGCACUACAGUCAAACAGUGGACGUCUGGUCCGCUGCCUGCAUCCUGGCCGAGAUGAUUACAGGUCAGGUACUGUUCCCAGGACAUGACAGUAUUGAUCAGCUGAAAAAGAUCCUCCGCCUGACAGGAACACCAGACUCCUCCCUGGUUCAAAAGAUGCAGAGUAAAGAUGCACAGUCAUAUAUGGAAGGUCUCCCUGCACAAAAGAAGAAGAAUUUUAAAGAAGUGUUUCCGUCGAUGGAUGCAAAUGCUGUAGAUUUAUUGGAGGGGAUGUUGCUGCUGGACCCAGAGAUGAGGCCUACAGCUAAACAGGGACUGUCUCACCCCUUCCUGGCUGAGUACCACGACCCAGAGAGUGAGGCAGACUCAGAGCCUUAUGAUGACUCCUUCGAGAGCCUGGAACUCGCUGUUGGCGAGUGGAAGAGUCUUAUCCACAUGGAGAUCAUGACCUUUGACCCUGAUGACCCCAGUAAAACAGCCAUGUAGGAUGCUGUGAUGUACUAGCCCUUCCCGCUUUGGUUAAAAUACCUACACAUGCUGCACGUGUCCUCUACAGCAACUAUUGAUUGACAGACAUUUUUUUGUGCAUAUUGCCAGCCUGGUCUCCCACUAAAUACUGUUAUUUUUACUUUUACGCAAACCAUCAGAAAUGUUCUUGCACAUUUCGUACAGAAAAUACGACUGCAUUGUUUAUGGAGAUGGUAGUGACACUGAGGAAAACCUAGCCUUAACACGUGUUACUCAGUAUGACUAAACCUAAUCAUAUUCAUAACCAGGAAAUGGAUAUCUAUACCCUUAUUGCCUUAUUUCAGUGCCCAAAAAAAGUUUCCAAGGGAAGUCUGUAGACAGAAAAAACACUACCUCAGGGUGUGUGUAGACUUAAAUCAGUAAUAUGAUUUUGAUUCAGAAACAUGAGCUCACAAUUGUCUGUGGUUUGCAGAAAUAUACAGCAACAACAACAUGUGACCCUGGUUUU